AUGCGUACUCGUGGAAGGAUAGUCCUUCGUGAGUGUGAAGAGCCAGAACUGGCGAAAAACAGUGUAGCCAUAGGUAUCCACCUAGGUCUAAUGCUCGGUUUUCUUGAUGGUAACGUCGAAAGUGUUCUUAUAGUCUUCACGGAUCGAUGUCAAGACCCAAGUAGUGAGCGUGGGAUGCCUACAGUACCCUGUUCUACAGUUUGCAUAUCACUUCUGGAGCCCGACGUUGAAGCUGGUGUUUUUAUUGGUUACAAACAUAUUCGUGGUUGUAUGGAUCGAGUGUUACGGCACGGUUUUAACCAGACUGCUCUUCGUACGCACCGAUUUCAUAACCAUAACCAUUGCCGAACUUUAUCAAGAGCUCAUUUAUUCAAUCCAGCUCGUGCUACUGAUCCACCUGCUAUUGGAGAUGUUCAACUUUGUAGUUGUUACGGAGAUCGAUGUAAUGGAAGUAAUCAAGCUCAAUUAGCAAGUACUCUAGUCUCCCUUGUGAUAGCAGUUAUCUUUUCAUAUAUAUUUCAAUAA
Molecule: messenger RNA, 525 nt
Organism: Angiostrongylus costaricensis
Lineage: Eukaryota; Metazoa; Nematoda; Chromadorea; Rhabditida; Metastrongylidae
Source: the annotation of a GenBank genome assembly